This is a messenger RNA of Carassius auratus (goldfish), 5875 nucleotides long. RefSeq names its product mucin-2-like. The transcript is spliced from 5 exons. Lineage: Eukaryota; Metazoa; Chordata; Actinopteri; Cypriniformes; Cyprinidae. The coding region runs from base 262 to 4977 and encodes 1571 amino acids. The record is from RefSeq and is a predicted model, not a curated record.
ACAACUGAACUUACAACUGAGAUUACGACAAACUCUCCUCCUACUUCAACUACACUUCCAACUACUGUUUCUACAACAGAAACAACACAAACAUCUGAGCCUACAACUGUAGUUACAACAAACUCACCUACAACUGCAACUACACUUCCAACUACUGUUUCUACAAAAGAAACGACAGAGACAUCUGAACCUACAACUGUAGUUACGACAAACUCACCUACAACUGCAACUACACUUCCCACUACUGUCUCUUCUACAGAAAUGACACAGACAUCUGAACUUACAACUGUGGUUAUGAGAAACUCACCUACAACUGCAACAACACUUCCAACUACUGUCUCUAAUACAGAAACGAUACAAGCAAAUGAACCUACAACUGUGGUUACGACAAACUCUCCUCCUACAUCGACUACACUUCCAACUACUGUUUCUACAACAGAAACGACACAAACAUCUGAGCCUACAACUGUAGUUACGACAAACUCACCUACAACUGCAACUACACUUCCAACUACUGUUUCUACAAAAGAAACGACAGAGACAUCUGAACCUACAACUGUAGUUACUACAAACUCACCUACAACUGCAACUACACUUCCCACUACUGUCUCUUCUACAGAAAUGACACAGACAUCUGAACUUACAACUGUGGUUAUGACAAACUCACCUACAACUGCAACAACACUUCCAACUACUGUCUCUUCAACAGAAACGAUACAAGCAACUGAACCUACAACUGAGAUUACGACAAACUCUCCUCCUACUUCAACUACACUUCCAACUACUGUCUCAUCCACAGAAACGAAACAGACCUCUGAACUUACAUCUGAGAUUACGACAAACUCUCCUACUACUGCAACUACACUUCCAACUACUGUUUCUACAACAGAAACGACACAAACAUCUGAGCCUACAACUGUAGUUACGACAAACUCACCUACAACUGCAACUACACUUCCAACUACUGUUUCUACAAAAGAAACGACAGAGACAUCUGAACCUACAACUGUAGUUACGACAAACUCACCUACAACUGCAACUACACUUCCAACUACUGUCUCUUCAACAGAAACGACACAAACAAUUGAACUUACAACUGAGAUUACGACAAACUCUCCUCCUACUUCAACUACACUUCCAACUACUGUCUCUUCUACAGAAACGACACAAACAUCUGAACCUACAACUGUAGUUAUGACAAACUCACCUACAACUGCAGCAACACUUCCCACUACUGUCUCAUCCACAGAAACGACACAGACAUCUGAACUUACAACUGUUGUUAUGACAAACUCACCUACAACGGCAACUACACUUCCAACUACUGUCUCUUCUACAGAAACGACACAAACAUCUGAACCUACAACUGUAGUUAUGACAAACUCACCUACAACUGCAGCAACACUUCCCACUACUGUCUCAUCCACAGAAACGAAACAGACCUCUGAACUUACAUCUGAGAUUACGACAAACUCUCCUACUACUGCAACUACACUUCCAACUACUGUUUCUACAACAGAAACGACACAAACAUCUGAGCCUACAACUGUAGUUACGACAAACUCACCUACAACUGCAACUACACUUCCAACUACUGUUUCUACAAAAGAAACGACAGAGACAUCUGAACCUACAACUGUAGUUAAGACAAACUCACCUACAACUGCAACUACACUUCCAACUACUGUCUCUUCUACAGAAAUGACACAGACAUCUGAACCUACAACUGUGGUUAUGACAAACUCACCUACAACUGCAACUACACUUCAAACUACUGUUUCUACAAAAGAAACGACAGAGACAUCUGAACCUACAACUGUAGUUACAACAAACUCACCUACAACUGCAACUACACUUCCAACUACUGUCUAUUCUACAGAAACAACACAAACAUCUGAACCUACAACUGUAGUUAUGACACACUCGCCAACAACUGCAACAACACUUCCAACUACUGUCUCUUCAACAGAAACGAUACAAGCAACUGAACCUACAACUGUGGUUACGACAAACUCUCCUCCUACUUUAACUACACUUCCAACUACUGUUUCUACAACAGAAAUGACACAAACAUCUGAGCCUACAACUGUGGUUAUGACAAACUCACCUACAACUGUAACAACAGUUCCAACUACUGUUUCUACAACAGAAACGACAGAGACAUCUGAACCUGCAACUGUAGUUACAACAAAUUCACCUACAACUGCAAGUACACUUCCAACUGCUGUUUCUACAAAAGAAGCGACAGAGAUAUCUGAUCCUAUCACUGUAGUUACGACAAACUCACCUACAACUGCAACUACACUCCCAACUACUGUCUCUUCUACAACAGAAACGAUACAAACAUCUGAGCCUACAAUUGUAGUUACGACAAACUCACCUACAACUGCAACGACACAUCCCACUUCUGUCUCUUCUACAGAAAUGAUACAGACAUCUGAACCUACAACUGUGGUUACGACAAACUCACCUACAACUGCAACUACACUUCCAACUACUGUUUCUACAAAAGAAGCGACAGAGACAUCUGAUCCUAUCACUGUAGUUACGACAAACUCACCUACAACUGCAACUACACUUCACACUUCUGUCUCUUCUACAGAAAUGACACAGACAUCUGAACCUACAACUGUGGUUACGACAAACUCACCUACAACUGCAACUACAGCUCCAACUACUGUCUCUUCUACAGAAAUGACAAAGACAUCUGAACCUACAACUGUGGUUACGACAAACUCACCUACAGAAAUGACACAGACAUCUGAACCUAUAACUGUGGUAACGACAAACUCACCUACAACUGCAACUACACUUCCAACUACUGUCUCUUCAACAGAAACGACAGAGACAUCUGAACCUAUCACUGUAGUUACGACAAACUCACCUACAACUGCAACUACAGCUCCAACUACUGUCUCUUCUACAGAAAUGACAAAGACAUCUGAACCUACAACUGUGGUUACGACAAACUCACCUACAGAAAUGACACAGACAUCUGAACCUAUAACUGUGGUAACGACAAACUCACCUACAACUGCAACUACACUUCCAACUACUGCCUCUUCUACAGAAACGACACAGACAACUAAUCCUACAACUGUGGUUACAACAAACUCACCUACAACUGCAACUACACUUCCAACUACUGUUUCUACAGAAACAACACAGAUAUUUGAACCUACAACUGUGGUUGCGACAAACUCACCUACAACUGCAACUACACUUCCCACUAUUGUUUCUACAAAAGAAACAACACAGACAUCUGAACCUACAACUGUGGUAACAACAAACUCACCUACAACUGCAACUACACUUCCAACUACUGUCUCCUCUACAGAAAUGACACAGACAUCUGAACCUACAACUGUGGUAACAACAAACUCAGCUACAACUGCAACUACACUUCCAGCUACUGUCUCUUCUAUAGCAACAACACAGACAUCUGAACCUACAACUGUGGUUACGACAAAUUCACCUACAACUGCAUCUACACUUCCAACAACUGUGUCUUCUAAAGAAACAACACAGACAUCUGAACCUAUAACUGUGGUUACGACAAACUCACCUACAACUGCAACUACACUUCCAACUACUGUCUCUUCAACAGAAACAACACAAACAACUGAACCUACAACUGUGGUUACAACAAACUCACCUACAACUGCAACUACACUUCCAACUACUAUCUAUUCUACAGAAACAACACAGACAUCUGAACCUACAACUGUAGUUAGGACAAACUCACCUACAACUGCAACAGAAUCUACAACUGUGGUUACGACAAACUCACCUACAACUGCAACAACACUUCCAACUACUGUCUCUUCAACAGAAACGACACAAACAUCUGAACGUACAACUGUAGUUACGACAAACUCUCCUACUAAUGCAGCUACACUUCCAACUACUGCCUCUUCUACAGAAACGACACAAACAACUGAGCUUACAACUGUGGUUACGACAAACUCUCCUAGUACUGCAACUACACUUCCAACAACUGUUUCUUCAACAGAAACAACACAAACAUUUGAACCUACAACUGUGACUCCAACUACCCCCAAAACAACCCAGUCAGUUCUUUUUAGUUUUUCCAGCGAUGAAACUUUUGUGAAUGAUCUGUCAAUUACCACUUCAUCUGCAUAUAUAAACAGAGAAAAAAGAGUCUUAAAUGAGCUGAAACCAUUAUUUAUGACAAAUUUCAACUCCUUCAAUAGUCUGGUAGUUAUUAAGUUCCGUCCAGGGUCAAUCAUCACUGACAUGAAUGCGAUUUUUGGAGAACAAUUAGCCAAUACAGAGGGCAUUACAAUGACUGUUUUGCAAGCCAAAGCCACUCUUAAUAUCACCAGUGUAACAGUGACAGAGGCGACCACCACCACCACCACACCCAGUACCACUACACCUAUAACAAGACCUACCACAAGUACAAUCACACCUAAUACAAAUACCGCCAGCCCUACAAACACAAACUUUCCCACGACUGCAACUUCACUUCCAACUACUGUCUCUAAUACAGAAACAACACAAACAACUGAAUCUACAACUGUAGUUACGACAAACUCUCCUAGUACUACAACAACAUUUUCAACUACUGUCACUUCAACAGAAACGACACAAACAUCUGAACCUACAACUGUGGGUUACGACAAACUCACCUACUACUGCAACAACACUUCCAACUACUGUCUCUUCAAAAGAUACGACACAAACAUCUAUUACGACAAAACUCACCUACUACUGCAACAAUGCUUCCAACUACUCUCUCUACAACAGAAUCUACAAAAAACAACUGAACCUACAACUGUAGUUACAACAAACUCACCUGACUACUGCAACUACACUUCCAAACUACUGUCUCUUUCAACAGAAACAACAAAGACUUCUGAACCUACAACUGAGAUUACCGACAAACUCUUCCUUCCUACUGCAACUACACUUCCAACUACUAUCUCUUCAAACAGAAACGACAACGACAACUGAACCUACAACUGAGAUUACGACCCAAACUCUCCUCUUACUUCAACUACACUUCCAACUACUGUUCUCUUCAACAGAAACGACACAGACAACUGAACCUACAACUGAUAUUACGACAAACUCUCCUACUACUGCAACUACACUUCCAACUACUGUCUCUUCAACAGAAAACGACACAAACAACUGAACCUACAACUGUAGUUACAACAAACUUUCCUACUACUUCCAACUAAACUUCCAACUACUGUUUCUUCAACAGAAACGACACAAACAACUGAACCUACAUCUGUAGUUACAACAAACUCUCCUACUACUGAAACUACACUUCCAACUACUGUUUCUUCAACAGGAAACAACACAGACAACUGCACCUACAACUGAGAUUACGACAAACUCUAAUACUACUGCAACUACACUUCCAACUACUGUAUCUUCAACAGAAACGACACAGACAACUGAACCUACAACUGUAGUUACGACAGAUUCUCCUACUACUUCAACUAAACUUCCAACUACUGUAUCUUCAACAGAAACGACACAGACAACUGAACCUACAACUGUGGUUACAACAGAUUCUCCUACUACUUCAACUACACUUCCAACCACUGUCUCUUCACCAGAAACGACACAAACAAUUGAGCCUACAACUGCGGUUACGACAAACUCACCUUCAACUGCAACUACUCUUCCGAUUAGUGUUUCUUCAACAGAAACAACACAGACAACUGAACCUACAACUGAGAUUACUUACAAACUCUCCUCCUACUGCAACUACACUUCCAACCACUGUCUCUACAACAGAAAUUACACAGACAAUCUGAACCUACAACUGACAUUACGACAAACUCUCCUCUUACUUCAACUACGCUUCCUACUUCUGUUUCUUCAACAGAAAUGACAC